Molecule: messenger RNA, 2028 nt
Organism: Sinocyclocheilus anshuiensis
Lineage: Eukaryota; Metazoa; Chordata; Actinopteri; Cypriniformes; Cyprinidae
Gene: tpgs1
Product: tubulin polyglutamylase complex subunit 1
Exons: 2
Coding region: 96-914 (272 amino acids)
Biological process (GO): protein polyglutamylation
Molecular function (GO): microtubule binding
Source: RefSeq, a predicted model, not a curated record
CCUGCUGCAUCAUCACGUGUCCAUAGCAACUGUGACUGGAAUGAUAUUUUCAUGCGCAAACGCGCAGCUGAAGGUCGGGACGAUGAUUUGACGCGAUGGCGGAGAAGCGUCGCGCCGGUGUCGCGAUCAUGUCCGACUCCAAAUCUGCCAAAGCCGCGGGCGAUGAGCAGCUGCUGUCGCAGGCCGGGGUCAGCGCGCUGCUCCGGGGGGCUCUGCUCCGGCUGCUGGAGUCCAGGCCGCAGGACCCCGUCGGCUUCCUGGCCGAGCAUUUCGCGCAUCUGUCGUCGGAGGCUGAAGACGGAGCGUCGGAGCGUCGGAGCGUGAGCCGCGCUCUCUGGCACCUGAGCCUGGCGCAUCACUCUCACAGGUCAGCGUUUAACAACAACGUCCGUGUGGCAUAUGAGCUGCUGACGCAGAGCGUCCCGCGUCGUCUCGGUGCUGGCGGUGUUCGCGGGAGGCUCUACUCAGAGAUGCUGCGGUGUUUGUGCAGUGAAGGCGGGCUCUCGGGCUCCACCGCCGCUCCGCUUCUGCGCCGCAUCCAGAGCCACGACUACGAGUCCGUGCCCUUCGAGCUCUUCCGGCAGGGCGUCCUGACCUGCGCCGUGUUCGCCGACUACAUCCGUAAGUCUCAGUGUCUGUACGCGGCGGUGGCCAGCGCUCCGGACCGUCCCGCUGAGAGGACGCUGUGCCAGGCGGUGCUCUCCACCCUCCGCGAGGCGCUGGAGGCAGCAGGCGGUGCUGACGUGGCGCGAUAUCUGGAGGCCAGCGCCAAGAUCUCUCCCGCCAAAGUGGCUCAGGCUAUGGCCGAGGUUCAGCCGCGCGCGCAGCAGCAGGACGGUCCCACGAUGGACGCGCAGGAGUUUGAAGACGCCGCCGCCGCGCUCUUCAUCGCUCGAGUGCGAACCGUCACCUGAAAUCACCAGGAGUUCUGCAUGGAUCAUUAUCACUGAGAGCCGAGCAUACUGCACAAACAAGAGUAUAUCAAACGUUACAUCUUAAACCGUUGCGUCAUAUUGCAUUCAAGUUUGACCUUUUAGAUGUUGUGAAAUUGUUGAAACAUUGGCGUUUUCUCAAGCCGUUUGACUCACACUGCUGCCUUGUUUUCCAGCACAAAUAUCUAAAUAUUCUUCAAUCAAGAUGCAUUUACCAGAGAAGCAAAAUGACAAGAUAUAAAGUCUUGUCUUCUGAAAGAAAUGCUCAAAGUUAAGUGAGUUUAUGCUUAAAACAAGAAAGUGAGGACAGAAACAUAAACUUAAUUCAAAGGGAAAACCAGAUUAUUUUUCUGACCCCAUUGGCAGACAUUUGCUCUUGUUUUAAGCAGAAACCCGCUUAAGUUGAUCAUUUUUACCCAGAAAACAAUAUAAUAAUAAUAUUGAUUUUUUUAGAUAUUUGUGCUGGAAAGCAAGACAAAAACCCUAAGUUAGAAAAAAAGUUUUGCAGUUUAUGAAUAUAAUAAAGAUAAUAGCAAAUAUAAUAAUUAAAUAACAAAUAAAUACUAGAUUUUUACCAGCAUCCAAUAAGAAACACCUUAACAUCGCAUCAGCUUCGACAAAAUUAACAACAGUUAGCUUCUUUUUGUAAAAGCGUGGCAUAUUUGUGACGUAUUAAAAAGGUUUGAAAAAGUCUUAAUUCGUCCUUCCACAAACUAAGGCCUUAAAAAGAGCUUAAAUCAGACAGAACAUCUUAAAUUCAUAAAGUCGUGGCAUUAAAUGUUGCAUGAACUGCAGAAACAAUGAACAUCUUCCUCAGUGUUUUAAUCAGUACAGCAUCUAAAUAUCCUUCAAUCCAGACGUCUUAAGGAUUUUGAGAUGCAAAAUGAAAAUAUGAAGUCUUGUAUUCUGAGAAAUUGAAGAAAAUUAAGUAAGUUUAUGUUUAUAAAACAAGAACGGAUAUCUGUUUGGAUCUUGUUUUAAUCAUAAACUCAUUUUUCACCCAUCACAUCUCAUCACUUUCUCAGAAAACAACACUUCUCAUCUUUUGUCAUUUUGCAUCUCAAGUAAAUUCAUCUUGAUUUAUGAGUUUUUAGAC